Molecule: messenger RNA, 2530 nt
Organism: Nerophis ophidion (straightnose pipefish)
Lineage: Eukaryota; Metazoa; Chordata; Actinopteri; Syngnathiformes; Syngnathidae
Exons: 12
Coding region: 165-2189 (674 amino acids)
Source: RefSeq, a predicted model, not a curated record
CCUUGAAAGGCGGAAGUGGCCACUUUCUUGCCAUAAACUUUGUUGUCCAUGCGGCUUCCGUUUACCGAGGAAACGCCGAGCUUUCAACCCUUUUAACCCGCUUUUCUGCUGACGGAACACGGCAGAAGUUCAGGUUCGAGAGCGGGACGCCUCAACUCUUUGACAUGCAGCCGCUCACAACACAAAAGGGGGUCUCCAGUGACCUGUUUGAAUCUCUGAAGCUGUAUCUGAGCAACAAGAACCGCCUGCAGCCCAUCAUCGGGCUGCGCAGCAUUACGGAAUGCGUGAAGGUGGGCUCGCCUGGCAGGGAGGCGCUGUACCUCUGCGAGGUGUGCAAGUGCCGACUGAGCAAAGGCGACAUGCGCAACCACAUCAUGGGCAGCAUGCACAGAUACAACUACACUAAAGUGUGGUACCCUCACCUGCUGUCUGACGUGAAGGACGACAGCGACAUGUCUGUGCUGGCCUGGCCGCUCAUGGAGAUAGCCAGGGUGCUGGAGGACAAGGACGGCCCGGGGGACAUCAAGCUUCUGGAGGUUGAGGAUGCUGCCUUCCAGAUGAUCAAAGGAUACAGUGACAGCGAGGCAAUCAGCUUGAUAAGGAUCCUGGCACACGGCGCUUCGCACCAGCCCACGGACACCCCCACCACGCCCUCAACCUCCGUGUGGAUGGAGGAGCAGCACAAGCAGCAGCAGGAGCAGGAGGAGGACCAGUCACAGAGGAUGGUCCUGCUGGGCCACAGGGAGGUCCUCGUCGCCGCCGACGACCCGGAUCCAUCAUCUGAUCCCUGGUCUCGGGGUUUGGUCCACCAAGUCCCUGAGCCGCGAUGUCAGGGAAACGGCAGCAACUUCUUGAAUGGCUACAAAGGAGGGAAGCCUCUUAUCGGUCUUCACAGAGUGUCUGAGUGCAUCGGCGACGACGGCUACACCGCUUGUUUCCUGUGCCACUGCUGCUGCACGCGAGUCAACAAGUGGGCUUUAAUUGAGCACGUCAGCAGCUCGGCUCAUGUCUUCAACUACCUGAUGGAAACUCGUCAUGAGCAGGUGGAGGUCAUGGGACUCGAUGUUCACACCAAUGGUAAGCUUCUUCAGUCGCUGGCCAGGCAGGUGGAGCGCGAGGAGGGAAGAGGAGACAUGGAGGUGGUCAGCGCACCCCCGUUCCUUUGCGGCCUCCUCCCAAAUAAAGGCUACAACUGGUGCAUCAAAAGGCUUUGGAAGAGGAACUACCCCAACACCCGCAGGUGGAAUAAAGCCAACAAAGGUUCAAGGGUCAACAGGCCGCCCAAACAUCGGGAGAGUCACAGCCGGAAGAAAAGGACGGAGGCGAAACCCACCGUGUUCAAGGUAAGCCUGCCUCUUACUGAAGGUCCGCUGCUGCUGGAGAGGACCUCUUUCAGCCAGGAGAGCCCGCCCGGCUCGCCGGUCCCGUGGCCCAAAUCUCAAAAUGCUGAGCCUAAUUUGGAGUCGGAGGUGCCCGGUUUGAACAUAAACUCUGAGCCGCUUGCCGAGAGCCAGUCCUUCAACGUGAGUCUUGGCGAGGAUCGAUACGUUCCGGCUGACUUGGCUGUGGAGCACUACGUCGGUCAGCCCAACAUGGACGACACAAACCCGGGGACGAACUGCAUGAACGAGUGGCAAAGUGGUGCGCCGGGCGCCGAGUGGUCCGCCUACAGCCACGCCUUCUCGCACAAAGAGGACUACGCCUUGCAGUUUUACAACUCUUCCUCACGCCCGAGUGGGAACGCUCACUCGGACGUUCCCGCCACCGCGUGCCACUUUGACUACCGGCAUCAGCCCACCGCCCCGUCCACGUCACACGGCAUCAGCAGUGUCGCUAUGGUCACCGCUGGGCACCACCUCAACGCCCAGAAGAUGCCGCCUCCCUUCGUUUACCCCCCCGCUGCCCAUGGCAACGGCACGGCCCCGGCGGGACACAGCGUCCACAUUCACGGGAUCAAGCAGGAGCGAUAUCAGACAUACACGCAAUUCCAAAGCGGGCCCGCCCAGGCGGACCAGACCUACUGGACUCAACCUGUGGCCUACCAGGACGUCCAAUUUGGUCAAGGGCAGGUGUACCAGGGUUAUAACACGUCGCCCUGGGGAUCACAGCCCUCGCCUUACUGUCCACACCCAGGCGGACACUGGGGUGCUCACCUGAAUGCAUCUGUCCCACCUGGGCCAGCUCUCUGAAGCCACCAGCUCUGACAAAAUACCAAUAUUUACUUGGAUUGACACUUUUUUUGUUUGUUUACUUUCAUUUGGUUUGAGGGAAAAGAUCAAUCUAUUUGCCACAAUGUGGAGAAGUAAAAAGGGACACUGUUUGACUGUUAUAAUUUUAAGGCAAUUUUCACCAUGGGUCCAGUAUAGUUGUCCACAUAACUCCUACAAAUGUGAAAAUGGACAUUGAACACAUUUUGGGUGUUGCAUCAUGUGUGUCGCCUGAUGGUGCGUUUGUGUGUUCAGAUGGAAACGUUCUGUAAUGCUAAAAUUUUGUUCAAUUUGCAUUUCCUAUAUAAACCAUCAGAAGUGUG